AUGGACCCCAACCGCGAGGCCGAGAACCGACGCAGAAACGAAUGGGAGGCAUUCAAAAGACAGGCGAUCGCAGAGAAGAUAAAAGCAACCAUGGAUUCAAACAUCGAACGGCUCGAUCAAAUAGCUCGGGAGCUCGAGCAGGCCCGACAAGAGAAUCGCCGGGCAAUGGAGGCGGCAAACCAGAAGAACGGAUGCGGCGCGGCGGGAUCUUCCCAACACGAGA
Molecule: messenger RNA, 223 nt
Organism: Mesorhabditis spiculigera
Lineage: Eukaryota; Metazoa; Nematoda; Chromadorea; Rhabditida; Rhabditidae
Source: the annotation of a GenBank genome assembly